Aspergillus fischeri NRRL 181 is the source of this 1059-nucleotide messenger RNA. RefSeq names its product FAD-dependent oxidoreductase. NCBI's taxonomy places the organism in Eukaryota, Fungi, Ascomycota, Eurotiomycetes, Eurotiales, Aspergillaceae. The transcript has 3 exons. The record is from RefSeq and is a predicted model, not a curated record. Bases 1 to 1059 code for a protein of 352 amino acids. Gene Ontology annotation, molecular function: D-amino-acid oxidase activity; FAD binding.
AUGAAUAAGGAAACCAUAGUAGUUAUCGGCGCGGGCGUAAUCGGCCUCACCACAGCCCUCCACAUCCAACAACACCUGCACCCCUCUCAAAACAUUCUCAUCGUCGCCAGAGACUUCCCCAACACCACCUCCCUCAAUUAUGCUUCGCCCUGGGCCGGCGCGCACUACCGCCCCGUCCCAGGGUCCUCCCCGCAAGCCGCACGCGAAAACAGCCAAGCACGCCGCACAUAUCAGUACUUCAAGCACCUUGCAGCGGAGGACCCUUCAUCAGGCGUCCAACUGCUCGACGGCGAGGAACACCUCGAGUCCCCGCCGCCGGAGUACCUGCACGAAGCCAACAUCCAGAACGCGUACGCGCAUCUGGACGGCUUCCGCCGCCUGACGGCCGACGAGACACCCCCCGAAGUGCAAUGGGGAGUGCGCUAUCGCACCUACGUGGUCAACUCGCCAGUAUACUGCGCCUAUCUGCUUCGGAAGUUCGUCCUCAAUGGCGGGCAGACGAGAGAGUAUACGCUCGUAGAUCCGAUGGAGGCGUUUGAGCUGCCGGGGACGGGGACGGGGACUGUGAGGACGGUUGUGAACUGCUCGGGGCUGGGAUUCGGGGAUCCUAAAUCAUUUAUUAUUCGAGGGCAAACGUGUCUUGUCCGUAACCCCUGCUCUGUGACCAUCACCCGCCAAAACUCAGACGGCACAUGGUCUUUCUGCAUUCCCAGGCCUCUGAGCGGCGGAACAAUCAUCGGCGGCACCAAGCAACCGCACGACUGGAAUCCGACACCCUCACUUGAGACGAGGAAGCAGCUUCUCUCCAGUGCGGCGAAAUGGUUCCCCUUUACUGAGGAGAGUGGUGGUCAGUUUGAUGUCAUCCGUGAUAUUGUCGGACGGAGGCCGGCGAGGGAGGGUGGGAUGAGGAUCGAGGCGGAGAGAGUGGGAGGUGAUCGCUUCAUUGUGCAUGCCUAUGGGGCUGGGGGACGGGGGUUCGAGUUAUCGCGGGGGGUCGCGCAGGAUGUUCUGCAGUUGAUCUUUGAAAAUGGCUUGGCGCGGCAGAAGGCGUUGUUGUAG